AUGACUUCGUUAUUCAACAUGGGCUCAACGGCCGUUAAACAGCUUAGCAAAGAGACUGAUUCCGAAGCUCAUAAGCUGUUGAGAAGAUAUAUCGAUGAUCAAAAGAGCACAGAAGAAGACGGUCCAGUGAUUCCAGGAAUCUUACAUCCGGGAGCGACUGGUGUGACUUAUUGUACAGAUCGAGCUAUUGCCAAUGGGUUUUCUACUGGAGAUCAAGAGUGGGCAAAUUUAGGACAAGGUGCACCCGAGGUCGGGCCGCUGCCUGAGGGACCACCAAGACCUCAGACUAUCGACCUCACUCUCUGGGGCGACGACGUCAAUGAAUAUGGACCAACCACAGGUAUAAAGGAAUUGAGAGAGGCAGUCGCAAAACUGUACAACGAGGAAUAUAGACAAGGUAAAGAAUCUCAAUAUACAUACGAGAACGUCUGUAUUACGCCGGGGGGUAGAGCUGGUAUGGCUAGGUUAGCAGCUGUUAUCGGAGAUGUCUAUUGUGGCUAUCAAAUACCAGAAUAUACAACAUAUUCGGAAGUGUUAUCGGUAUUCAAAAGGCUUAUCCCAAUUCCAACAGCUCUAGACGCCAAGGAUAAAUAUAAGCUGAAUCUGGAUCAACUGAAAAGGGAAAUCAAGAAUCUCAAUUUGAGCGUAGUUAUAGCUUCUAAUCCUCGUAAUCCUACUGGGCAAUGUAUCUCAGGAGACGAGUUGAAAGAUUUAGUUCACCUCUCAAAAGAAGAAAGUACAACAGUCAUCCUAGAUGAGUUUUACAGUUGGUAUCAGUAUCCCGAUGAUCCGAAAGAUUUAGGCACGAGUUUAAGUGGCGCAGAAUUUGUUGAGAACGUCAAUGAAGAUCCUGUCAUACUCAUCAAUGGACUCACAAAGGGAUUCAGAUUACCAGGAUGGCGAGUGUGCUGGGUCGUAGGACCUAAGAAUGUUGUUAGCGCUAUUUCGCAGUCUGGUAGUUUCCUAGACGGUGGAGCUUCACAUGUGUUACAAAAAGCAGCUGUCCCAUUGUUGAACUUUGACAGAGUUCAACAAGACAAGAUAUCACUCCAAAAAGCAUUCCGGAUUAAGAGGGAUCAUGUACUUUCAAGACUUGAGAAGAUGGGUUUAAAAGUAUCGAUUCCACCCACAGCUACGUUUUACAUUUGGUUGGAUCUAUCAGGAUUAGAUAGUCCCUUGAACAACGGAUUAACAUUCUUUGAAGAACUUCUGAAGGAAAAAACCAUUUGUGUUCCAGGAAUAUUCUUUGAUAUAAAUCCAUCUCAUCGAAGGAAUCUAUUCCAUUCUCCGUGUCAUCAUUUCGUCCGAUUGAGCUUCGGUCCAAAGUUAUCUGAAUUAGAUAGAGGUUUAGAUUCUAUCGAGAGGUUAUUGAAAAAAUAUAAAGACACUCCUCAUUUAUUAGGUACAGAGUGA
Messenger RNA from Kwoniella shivajii, 1413 nucleotides. RefSeq lists its product as uncharacterized. Lineage: Eukaryota; Fungi; Basidiomycota; Tremellomycetes; Tremellales; Cryptococcaceae. Bases 1 to 1413 code for a protein of 470 amino acids. Gene Ontology annotation, molecular function: pyridoxal phosphate binding. The record is from RefSeq and is a predicted model, not a curated record. Gene Ontology annotation, biological process: biosynthetic process. The transcript has 17 exons.